AUGGCUUCCCCACCCCAGACGUACAACCCCGAACAACUGGAACUCUACCUGGAGCGAAUCGGGUAUGCCAACUCGGUCAACCCCACGCCAGACAGCACUACGGGUCGGCUGCAACAUGUCCUGCAAUCAAGUGAGCAGGAUCGCCUGGCGACCUUGAUUGAGCUGCAACGACGGCACUUGGCCGCCAUCCCGUGGGGAAACUCGGCCUUGCAUUACUCGCAGCACCGGUCCAUUUCUGUUCACCCCGCGUGUAUAUUUGAUAAAUUGGUCGUGCGACGUCUGGACGGGUAUUGUAUGGAAAAUACCAACUUGUUCUAUAUGGUGCUACGGUCCCUGGGAUACUCGGUUUAUCCAACUGGUGGACGGGUGAGCACCGCCGUGGCCGGCGGGAACCAGACUCCCGGUAGUGAGUUGUAUAUGAGUUUGGGACAUAUGGUUCUUAUUGUAACUAUCGACGGUCAAAGAUACAUGGUUGACGUCGGGUUCGGCAACUUUGGUCCUACAAGUCCACUGCCGCUCAAAGAAGAUGGCGCCAUCGCUGUAUGCAUGGCGCCGGCUGAGAUGCGUCUAGUCAAAGAUACGCCCAUUGAAUUCACCGAUAGAAGUCAGAAGCUCUGGAUUUACCAGAUCAGACACAACCCGGAAAGCAACUGGAUACCGCAGUACUCGUUUUCCGAGGUGGAGUUUCUACCGCAGGAUUUUGCCACUAUGAACUACUCUACUAGUCACCGGCCGACUAGCUGGUUCGUGCAGGCUUUGGUGUGCACACGGGUCAUCUUGGACGAGACAGGAAAUGAGCCGAUCGGCAUCUAUAUCCUGGCCGGCAAGGAAGUGAAGAAGAGACUCCGUGGGGAGACAGAGACGCUGGCGACUUUCGAAAAAGAAGAGGAUAGGGUCAACGCUCUGGCUAAGUGGUUUGAUAUGCACUUCCUCGAACACGAGAUUGAGGGGGUUCGGGGCUUAGUAUCUCAGAUUAAAUAG
Aspergillus pseudonomiae is the source of this 981-nucleotide messenger RNA. Its product is annotated as arylamine N-acetyltransferase family protein. The transcript is spliced from 3 exons. The coding region runs from base 1 to 981 and encodes 326 amino acids. Gene Ontology annotation, molecular function: acetyltransferase activity. The record is from RefSeq and is a predicted model, not a curated record. Lineage: Eukaryota; Fungi; Ascomycota; Eurotiomycetes; Eurotiales; Aspergillaceae.